AUGCCUAUCUUCGUUAUCACCGUCCCAGAGAUCCCCUCUGAGAGCCAGGAACGCUUUCUCGGAGCUUGGCACACUCUGAAAGAGGACCUUAAGUCUCAGCCUGGUGUCGCUGGAGUGUCAGCAGGACCCGUUGUAGCAGAGGACGGCGCUGCUUUCACCGGCUUCAAGUUUGUCCAGACCUUGGCUUUCAAUUCUGCUGAAGAUUUCGAAAGUUUCCAGUCUUCUGCAUGGUCCCAGGAGCACAAGGCAAGAUAUAACGAGCGCGUGGGAGGCGAUCUUGUAGCUGGCAAGUUCGAGGUCCCCGAUUUCCCUGCUAAUGCCUCACCCAAGGCGUUCACUCAGUUUACAACCGUUCUUCUCAACAACCCGGAGAAACGCGUUGAGCUGCGCAAAGCCUGGGCGGAUCUUGCCUCAGCACUUGGAAAGGAGACUUGGGGAGGCGUCAGCGUUGGAGAUGGCCCUUCUGUUGGCUUAGGUAUGAUCGGAUGGGACAGCCUCGAGGAAGCUAAGGCAGCUUAUGGAAAGCCGGAGGCUGCAGAGGCGUAUGCGGCAUACAAAGCCCUUGGUCAGAUUAAGAGCACUAUGGUUAAGCUGGAAAUAUCUAACAUCUUGAGCUAG
Messenger RNA from Fusarium oxysporum Fo47, 618 nucleotides. RefSeq lists its product as uncharacterized. The transcript has 4 exons. NCBI's taxonomy places the organism in Eukaryota, Fungi, Ascomycota, Sordariomycetes, Hypocreales, Nectriaceae. The coding region runs from base 1 to 618 and encodes 205 amino acids. The record is from RefSeq and is a predicted model, not a curated record.